Messenger RNA from Sorghum bicolor (sorghum), 3576 nucleotides. RefSeq lists its product as uncharacterized. NCBI's taxonomy places the organism in Eukaryota, Viridiplantae, Streptophyta, Magnoliopsida, Poales, Poaceae. The record is from RefSeq and is a predicted model, not a curated record. Bases 1 to 636 code for a protein of 211 amino acids. The transcript has 3 exons.
AUGUACCGAUAUGAGUUAGAUCAGCACCCCAUCAGCCCCCUCCGGCCCAAAACAACAAAGCACCUCAGCCUGAGUGGCCCGGUGGCGGCGUCGCGACCGGCGACCCCGGCCCGCCAUGGAGGCACGAAGAGGACUGAGGAGGUCCGGGGGCCGGAGCGGAGCCCCUCGUGGCCUCGCUGGGUCUUCACCUCCGCUCCGGGUCUCUACGACCGCGGCGGCGCGGCCAGCAGGAGCAGCGGCAGCAGAGCCACGGCGCAUCGUCGGCGGCGGAGGCUGGAGCUUAGCCGCAGCCCGGAGGCGCCCCUCGUGGCCUCACACCGUCCUCUUUGGACUGGCUCUCCACGCCCGCGCCCAGCAGGAGCCGGCGAGCAGCGUCUGCUGAGCCACGGUGCGUCGGCGGGGCUGGCCGCCCAGCCCCGUUCCUCCCCGUCCCCAGGCCCAGACUCCUGCUGCAAGUGCACCGUGCACAGCACAGGACAGUUUGAAAUAUUUCAUAUUGUAGGGGGCAUAGGAGCUUCCGAUAUGAAAUAUUGUGUGGGAUGUCUGCAUCGCUUGAAGAUGAAAAAAAAAUCUAAAGCGUUUUCAAGGCUUAAGAAAUCAUAUGAUAAAUUUGCCUCGCGAGAGCAUGAGGAAUGAAUGGUGCGUAUUGUGUUCAUUUGUCUCAAUUCGUAAUGCUAUUUUGUUUUGUGAGGAAUUAAAACAUUGCAUUCUUAUAUACAACUUUUUCUAUCUAAAAUGGUAUAUGUUUUGCUUGAGCACUUUGAAUUGAUAUCAUCAAUUGUGUUCUUUGAGUAUCUAUUAGUGUACGGCUAGUAAAAUUUUUAACCUUAAACUAUUUAGACCACUUCUUGUCUCGUUUCUGGAUUUAAAAGAAACUCGAUCCACAAUGCCAGUAUUAAAUGCCAUUCGUGCAUACUUCGCAGCAGAUUAGAAGGCGAUGAGCCCAUGAAUCACAUAAAAUUAAAUAUUUGAUGAAAAAAUAAUACAAGAAACUAAUUGUAUGUAUUAGCUUCACACUCGGCCGAUAUGAACUGGUAAAUUAGAAAUCCAGAUUAAUAAUAUUCCACACAGGAGUCAUAUUUAAUCAAAUAACAACGUAUAUGACAUCAGAAGCACAGGUACAUUACACAUACUAUAUUACAAUAAUAAAGCAAUGAGGGACAUAGAGGUGCUUGCAAAUUAUGAUGGCAGACAAAGCUCAUAUAUACACUCCACUAUAUAUAAACAAAUCUAUUAGACAAGCAGUUUCACACAGGACAUGCAAGGCUGCUAGAUAUACUGAAAACAAGCACUACAUAUAUAUGCUGCAAUCACCUCUGUCCUAGAGUAGCUCUUGUCUCUUGAUAUCUUCACCAUGUACCGAGAAUAACGUGGACGUCUUCAUCUGAGGUAGCUUUUGAUGACAAAGUGCUCACGGACGAAAGUGAACGCCGGAGGCAGGCUGGGCUCGUAUAAGCUGCGGUGGUGGGGAGUGUUGUCACCUUGGUCGUCGUCCCAGUGUAGCUUUGCCCACCAGGCCUGCUCCCCACUCACCUUCACGGUCUUGUUUGGUUGUUGGUGGAGGCGAGGCAGACGAUGCAAGCUCCAGCACCCACGGACCUGGAACUCCUCCCACUUGGGCGCGGUGAGGAUGGCGUCGUUGACGUAGAGAUGCUCCAGCAGUGGCAACUCCUGGAGGCGUAUCUUUUGGAGGCAAGGGAACUGGUAGUGACGAGGAGAAGAAUGAUGGCCAUUGUUGUAAAAUAUUGCCUUCAGGUUGUAGCAGAAGAGGAUGUCGAGUGUCACGAGGCUUGGCAGCUCACAGUCACAUGGCAUGAAGCCCUCCAACCUUGGGCAGUGCUCCAGACGGAUGUGCUUGAGUGCACGGAACUUAGUAGCACCACGGCCAUAUGGUGGUCUGUAGAAAUGGGUGAGACUUUUGAGAUAGGAGACACAUGCAUUCUUCAGAUUGUUCCCUAGACAUGUCGCCACCUCAAAUACAUGAACCAUGCGGUGGCACCGCCUGAGCUUGCAUUCCUCUAGAUCAUUGAAAUUACUCAGAUGACCGCUGAGGCUGGUGACAUGGGUAUCAUUCAUCAUACAUACCGACUUGGUGACCUCUAGAAGAUGGGUUAGACCAGCAGGAUACCGAUCCACUGCUGAGAUCUCCACAUGACGCUCGGUCACCCGGAAGGGAAGCAUGUCAUCCAUUGACACCAGCAUAGAGACUCCCCCUGUAAGAUACUGAUGGUUUACAUCAGCAUAGGUUGAUUCCGAUACCUGAAGCAUGUUGCUGGUCACCAUGUCAUCUUCGUCAUUGGUCUUCAUAAAUCUGGCCUUAAAUGAUUUCACUUGAAUGUAGAAAGACUUCAAAAAGUGUCCACUCCUUACUAAAUAUGCACUGUGACUGAAGAAGCUAUAAAACAAUCUGGAAUUGCUGGUGCUCACCAUCUGAGCAACUUGUGGACUGCAAUGAACUCCAUUUCCCUCCAAGCUCUGAUCCAAGCAGACAAUAUCUGGGAGUCGUUUCAGAGCAUGCCAAGGAAAGCGUCUAAGAGCAGGAACACCUAUGAGAAGCAACUGUCGGAGCCGGGGUAGAUUAGGGAUGUGGGCUGGAAGCUCCUUGAUACCUGUAGCAGAAAGAUCAAGCUCCUCUAAAGCAUCAAGCUCCUCGAGAGUGUCCACAGACUCCAGCUUUCUACAUCCAUUGAAGGACAAUCUCCUUAUAUAGGGUGCGGCUACCAACGAGAACGAUCUCAGGGUAGGAUGUCCUUCCAGUUUUAGCUCUUCCUCAGUUCCGAACUCCCAUCCACCAAUACCGUUAAUUAGCUCAAGUGAUAGGAGCUUCUUCAUCUUGUUAAAUAUCUCCCAGUAAUGGAAAGACUUUAUCCGAGUCCUUGUGAUCUUAAGUGUUGUUAGACUAGACAACCCAACAAUUGAGGGCGGCAACUCCACAAGGUCGGAGCAACCGACAAGCAAGAGCUCCUGUAGACUAGGCAUGUUCUGGAAGAAGUCACUAUCAAAAGUUUCUACAUUUGAGUAGGAGAGAUCUAGAUUGAGCAAGUUAACCUUGUUGGUGAUAUUUUUUCCAGGGAGAGUAAUUGGGAAGCUGAAUGGAUUUGCGAGUUUAUGGCAUCCCUUGAGUAGAAGCAAUUGGAGUUUUUGGAGAUAGCAGAUUGAAGGAGGGAGUGAUUCUACUUGAGUAUAUGAGAGAUCAAGAACAUGAAGAUAAGGGAGCUUGGGCAACAAUUGACCAAGCUUUGCAAAAAAACUUGGUGAGCAACGCCUUACAACGAGUGUGGUUGGGCCCCUGGGUCUGUGUCCGUGGCUCAACCAUUCUCUACUAAUCUGCCAUCCUUGGUCAUCCAUAUGCGAGAUCCACUGCAUGUGCUCCAACCUAGAAUGCUGAUCAACCCAAAUUUCACCUAUAGUGAGCUGCUCUGCGAUGAGGCCCUGAUAAGCUAAGAAGUGUGCAGCACUCUUAGUGGGAUCGUCAGCUUUAGCUUCAUAAGGAAAAGGCAGCUGAAGCAAUGAGUACUCCAGAAAAGCCUCAAGGAUGGCAUUUCCAACUUGAUAUACAUUGUCUUCAUUGAAUUU